Molecule: messenger RNA, 887 nt
Organism: Puma concolor (puma)
Lineage: Eukaryota; Metazoa; Chordata; Mammalia; Carnivora; Felidae
Source: RefSeq, a predicted model, not a curated record
AUGUGGAACUGGCUAAAAAUGUCAUUUACAGGUGCGCUGGAAGUGCUGAUAGAGAUGAAAAACCAAGAUGUGAAAUUCAACAAAGAAACCUAUGUCCUUGCUUUUGCAAUUUGCUACAAACUGAAUAGCCCUGAAUCUUUGAAAAUCUGUACUACAUUAAGAGAAGAAGCCCUAAUCAAAGGAGAAGUCCUCUCCAGGAGAGCAUCCUGUUUUGCUGUGGCACUAGCUCUGAAUCAGAACCAGGUGGCGAAAGCUAUAUCAAUUUUUUCUCAAAUCAUGAAGCCAGAAAGCAUUAUCUGCACUAAUUUAAAUAUUUUGAUUCAUAUCCAGUCAAAUAUGUUGAAAACCCUGAUAAAGAUAUUAAAGGAUGCUGCAGACGGAAAUUUAUCAAAAUUUGUGAAAAGACAGGAGUUCUCAGAAGAAGUGCUGGCCAAAGCAAGGAAAAAAGUGAAGGAUGUACCCGCCCUUCUGGCCAAAUUUGAUGAGAUCUAUGGGAAACUCCACAUUAAUGGCCAGGUCACCACUUGCACUUUGGAUACUCUGCUCUGCCACACCCCUGGGGACAGAAAAUCCCACAUGGUACUAUUAAGUAAGAGGACAGUCAGCCAUCGGACCUUCCAGCCUCUCAACCAGUCUCUGUGGGCUGAAUAACCCUAUGUUCAAGUCACUCAUGGGUCUGAGCUGGAAGGGGCCUCCCAGUGAGUUAAUGGCUUCCUAAGAAAUCAGGCAUUGUACUCCAUUGGAUGCCAUGUUAACAAACACUUGGUCUCCUUAAAUUUCUGCGUUGAUUUCGAACUGUCAUGCUGAUCUGAGAAGUUAAUGUUGUGCCACCAUGAAGAUCUAAAUCGAGUCCAGCAGAAAGCUCCACUCCCUCAGAAAGGACACUU